AUGUUUGGCAAUUGGAAGUUGGCGGCAACUUUUAGGCCUUUGGGGCGUCUGCGUUGGCUGAUGGAAGGAAGCUGGAACGGCUUCCUAGGAGCUGCAUUGUCAGCUAAGCGAUCUUUAAUAGGACUGCACUCGGAACAUUUUUAGAAAUUUUCAGUAGUUGCUUAUA
Molecule: messenger RNA, 166 nt
Organism: Drosophila erecta
Lineage: Eukaryota; Metazoa; Arthropoda; Insecta; Diptera; Drosophilidae
Exons: 1
Coding region: 1-144 (47 amino acids)
Source: RefSeq, a predicted model, not a curated record